This is a messenger RNA of Penicillium vulpinum, 1644 nucleotides long. Its product is annotated as Tetratricopeptide TPR2. The transcript is spliced from 4 exons. The record is from RefSeq and is a predicted model, not a curated record. Lineage: Eukaryota; Fungi; Ascomycota; Eurotiomycetes; Eurotiales; Aspergillaceae. Bases 1 to 1644 code for a protein of 547 amino acids. Gene Ontology annotation, molecular function: protein binding.
AUGAAGUUUCAAAUGCCGUCAGGCGGAAGCCUCGGACGGACGAAAAACAUCCUCCAUUUCAUACAAGGGUUCAUUAUCUUCAUUGCAUGGGCUAUAACCAUCGCUAUAUGGACCAAAGGAGGUAGCGGCAUCGAUGGACGCACAGGCUGGUACUGGGGUCUGUGCUGGUUGAGUAUCCCCGGCCUGGUGUACUUGGUGGCAGUGCCGAUGUGGCCGCGAGCCCGACGCUUCGGUAACGUCUAUGCCUUCGCUUGUGUCGACAUCCUCUACACGAUUCUUUGGGCCAGUGCUUGGAUCUGUCUCGCUUCCUACGUUGCCGAAGGAAAGUCCAAGGGCGCGAGCAGCGACAACAAGAAGGACACCGCCACAAAGAGAGCCGAGGAGGAAAAGGACACCAAGAAGACCGGAUGCGAUAAUUGGGCAUACGGAGGCGCUACUAAGUGCAAGCUAAGUGAGGCAACUACAAUUAUUGGUGUAUUCAUCUUCAUCCUCUUCGCCAUAACGUCUUGGAUGUCCUUCCGCAACGUGAAGCACUUCCGUCGCACUGGCACUCUGCCCGAUGCAGUCUCCGACCCAACCUUCGCCGCGCAGAGCAAAGCUGCCUUCUCGUCGAACCCAGCCCAUGACUUCGAGGAUGAUGAAGAUAAUUUCCGUUCAGGCCGAGGCGGCGGCAUGGGUGCCUCAUCCCGCGGCGACGAUGAAGACUACGCCCUGCUGCACCAGAGCGAGGUGGAUGACAUAGGCAGUUCGCACGGCCGGACCGCGAUGCAAGGCUCCUAUGAUCCCACCGCUCCCGCUCCCGGAGGCGUCCUCCAUGAUUAUAACAGCACCGGCUACGGUGGUGCACAUGGCCAACACUAUGUGGAGCCAUCUACUCAGUACAAUCCAUCCGACUACACCCCGUCUGAGUACACUGCUCCCGCUGGGUUUAAUGGCUCGUCGCAGCAACACCGACCUUCCAAUCCAAACGCGAGACCUACGGUCUCUCCAACCCCCAAAAUGGCUAGCGAAAUUGAUAUCUACAACCAAUACCCAAUUUAUAUGGACCCCAGCACGAAAGCGCUCUCACUCCCUCCCUCAUCUGGCUCAACACCCUCUCAAACAGCCGCCAUCAAUGCCGAACUCGAAGAACUGAACCAACUACACCGCGCCCUAAUCAGUCUCGACGCACCCAACAUCCCUCCCGCGCCCCUCCCCGUAAACCCCAAGCGCAGCGCACAGAUUACUAAACUCCGCGAUAGCGCCAACGCCGCCUACCGCAAAGCCAACUACGAAGAGGCAAUCAAGCUGUACUCCUACGCCAUUGACAUGGGACUCAGCCGGCCAGGCUGGGAGCCCGUGGGCGUUGCGCGCGAGGAGUUGUCGGGUCUUUAUGCAAACCGCGCGCAGGCGCAUAUGGCUCUGCAAAACUGGGCUGAUGCGCUUGUUGAUGCUAAGGCUAGUGUUGACUCAAAGCCUGUUGGGAAUGUUAAGGCCUGGUGGCGCAUUGCUAAGGCUCUUUCGGAGAUGACUCGUUAUGAGGAGGCGCGCAAGUUCUUGCAUAAGGCGCUUGAUAUUGAAGGGAGGGAUUCGGAGGGUGGGAAGGAGUUGUUUGGGUUGCUUGGGGAGGUUGAGAGGGCUUUGUUGCGGGGACUGUCUGCGUAA